GCGCAGAAACUCCUAUUGAAUUGCUUACUAUGUAGUGCACUGAAAUAGGGGAUAGUAGACAUUCAGGAUACAGCCAGCUCAACAGUUUAUUCCAGAGCCGGAAGUAGUUAAAACUGGCGCCGUGGUUAAAAAACAAAGCCGCGUCCACGCUGUUCAACGCGGUAGGAGGUUAAAGCGGAAACAUGGGCGGCCUGGAAAUACUAUAGACCCUCAUAUAAUUCAUUACAACUAACUUUACAAUGGAAGUUUCAUCUCUUAUUAAAAAGCUCGCUCACUCAUUAGUGGAGAUCCGAGUGCGCUCCCUGAGGAACAUUGUCUCUAAGCUUCAGCUCAGCCUCGUCUCCCCCGCUGAUCUUGUUCAGGAGCGGCAGCUCUUCAUCAACCUGCUGCACUGGUUUAACUUCCCUGAAGUCCCGCUGCAGGAGGAAGUUUUGCAGCUCAUUAACACACUCGCUACGCACCCAACCGGAGCCCACAUGCUUAGAGAUGUAGGAGGAGUGGACUUUCUAACGCAGCUCUCGUCCAACGUUGACCCCGAGCUUCGAACUCUCACCGAAACCAUCCUGGACCAGCUCUUCCACCUUCAUAUUAACUCACCGAGCACUCCCUCGAACCAGCAAUCGAGCUCCUCUUUUCAGCCCGUGGAGGAGAUGUCAGUUAGAGGAUAUUUCCAGCAAAACGCACCGAGCCAAGCAGAUGCUGCACCGCCGCCCAGUGUAUCAGUGAACACCUCGGUCAGAUGCUUAACGUUUUCAGUUUUCCCCUGGUUGUCCUUGACUGCAACUGACAGACACAUAUUAUCAUCAAAUGAAAGCUCUUUGAGAAGCGAUAAUCCAGACUUGGUCCGGACCACCUGCGAACUUCUGAGAGACGUCAUCAUGCAGGAUUUCCCAGCAGAAAUAUUCCUGCAGCGGCCAAGAAUAGUGCAAAACUUGGUGCAGCUUCUCGGCGUGAGCUCCGCGAACGAUUCCAGCUCGUUGGCUCUGCACGCUCUGGCCUGUCUUCAGCAGCUCUGCGGAAACCUGAAAAGUCGGCUGGGUUUUCACAGAGAUCCCAGCUUCUGCUCAGCCAAGCACGAUCCCCUCUCUCAGAACUCCUCAGCAUCCUAUCCUCAGGAGAUGAGAGGGACCCAGAGGUCAGGGCUUUCGACCCCGGAAGAUUUGUCUCCCCGCCCUUCUGUUUUAGGACGUCCCGGUAUGAGAGUUCGAGGGGACGGACAAGACAGAGAUGCCGCCUCCACCAGAAACAGCAGCAGCAGCAGCAGCAGCAGCAGCAGCUCUCAGAGAGAAUUCCCCCCCGGGCCCAACCUGGAGCCGGAGGGUGAGGAUCUGCCGGAGCUCCGGGUGCAGCAGUGGAACAUGGCCAGAUUUUGUAUGGAGACCCUACAGCACACACUUCCUCUUCUCAGUACAGAGAAGAUGAAGGUGUUCCAAAAGGCGCUGGAGCUGCUGUCGGACAUCGUCGCGUUGCUGUGGGUCAUCGUGUCCCCGCAUGAGCUGUGGGACGAGUGCAGCAUCACCGCGAACGAACUGAGAGAAAAGCUGCGGGUGUGUAUGGAAAAACUGGGAGACAUCAUGCACCAUCACUGUCAGGUAGCAUCGUCAGAACAACCCGACUCGAGUCUGAUUCACCACCGCAUGUCCUACAUGGGCACGUCGGUCUUCACCAUUCGCCUUCUGCAGGCCCUCCUACCUGUGGAGAAGGCAAGCGAGAACAUUCCUGAGAGCACAGCGUCUGCUAUUUUCCAACUCUGUCUGGAUUUCCCCUUCAGUCUCGCAUUUCCCAGCAUUCACGAGUCAGCAGUGGCCUACCUGGAGCAGUCAAACCCGGAAAACCAUAGCCUGUACUGCAGAGUCAGCCGGGCUGCAAACACAAUGGAGGCCACCUGUUCCUUUCUGAAGGAGGUACAGGCUGAGGGAGAAAAAAAUUGGCUGGAGCUGCUGGAGCUUUCCGGCCAAGCCGUAGAUGGCUUUCCAUACCACCAGCACCUACCGCUCGUCAAGGAAUUCAUCCGCAUCUGCUCCUACCUGUGGAAGGCUGCUCAGGCGAGCCCACUGCUUCAAACGGAGAGCCAGAAGAUUCUUCUUAAGCUUUUAGCACAUCCUUUGCUACCAGUGAAGACUGAGACGUACGCACGCAUCCUGGACGUGGUCAAGGAGUGUUUGGGGAUUCACAACGUGUCAAGACCAGCUUCAUCCAUCUGCAGCGGCGUGCAUUUCCUCUUCCACCCUCGCGUCCUCUACGAAAUCAGCGCUUUCGGCCUUCACGAUCAAGCCACAGAGGUGAAUUCGGCUGCCAAGGAUCUUCUUCUGUACCUGCUAAAAGGACGAUUGAUGAUGACUGCUUUGAGUUGGAGCAGAUUUAAUGAAGCACUUUACCCGGUCAUUCCCGUGCUGCAGAGUCACGCCGGCACGGAGGAUGCCCUGGGAAGCAGCGUCCUGCUGUUGAGUGGGCUCUCAGACGAGAUCGGAGACACGGCCCAUUCCUCGGCAACUCGACUCCGCGUCGUAAUCAGACUGCUCUUCACCAAACAACACGUAGUGAGAAGCACGGCAGCUCAACACCUGGCGCCUCAUCUGGACGAUUCGGAAGACAACAAAACACCCCGGCCUGCUGCGGACUGCUCGGCUUUGUCCUCUCUGCCGUCUCUCUACAGUACGGACAAAUGUGUGGACAUCAGACUCGCUGACUCCAAAAAGUCUUUCCUUAAGGUGGAGAGUGUUAAGAAGCUGUACAGUAUCUUUACCUCGGAGACGGUGGACAUGGUAUUGCGCAAAUCUGCAGCCGAACAGCUGGUGGUUGUUUUGCAGGACAUCGCAAUGCACACUGUACUGAAGACACAGGGACUGACUGACAAACUCGUGUCUUUGCUAACAGAAAGCGUGAACAGCAGUGGAGGGUCCGUCGAGUGUCUGUGCGAGCCGAGCAUCACUAUGCUGAGAAAGUUAGUAUACGCAGAUCCGUCUGUGCGUCACACACUGGCUCAACGACCAGCUUUCCUCCUCACUCUGCUCCGAGCCUCACUGCUGCUGAAGGCCAAUCAGAGAGACGUGACUGAAGCCGCAGCAUUAAUGUGUUUCCUGGUUUUCGAUGAGGUCGCUACAGUAGAUGUCACUGGGAAAGCCGACACAGAUACAGCGUUCACUCCGUUCUCUCUGCCGCUCUGCAUUAUCAGAAGGUAUAAUCUGCCGUUCCGAGCUGCGUCUCACCACGCGGUGAGUCCCAACUGCAUCGUUCUUCCUCGUUAUGCUGAUCUGAUGGAGCUGAGAGCUGCCAAGGAGGCACUGAGCUUCAGCUGGAACAGAGCCUGGUACUGCGGCACCGACGCACUGCUCGCAUGCGGGAGAACCGCCGGCGCUCCGACACCCGAGUUCCACUCGGAUCUGGCGAUGUCGGAAUCCCAGGUCGCGUCGGUGCGAGUGUGCGAUUUGAAAGCGGGCCUCGAAGAGUGCGUCAAUGCCAUUCGCUCUGCUGGAUCACACACCGGGGUCACCUUCGCCCUGACCAGAAUGCACCUUUACCUCCUGACCGAUCAGCUGGCUCUCAAACGCAACACACACUCCGCCGAGAGCACACUGCGAACACUCCAGUGGCGUGAAGCUGUAAAGAGAUUUCUCCAGGUGAAACCUGCUUGCCCUGACGACGAGAUGCUGCUAGGGGACAUUGUUUCAUUCCUGAACACCUUCUUCAAGCAUCGACGGUCCGAUUCUGACGAUCUGGACCUAAAAUGGCUGCUAGAAUUAGUUCUGAAAGGGGACACACACGUCCUGCUGGACCUGCUGCUGGAAGUGAAGACUCACACGGACCCUCAAAGACACACCACGACUCAGCACAGCGGACAUCAGCUACAGAAAGAACUGAGCUCACUGUUCAACACACUGCUGCUGCGCCUCACUCACACCUCCGACAGGACGUGUACGCUCCUGUCCGGCCUGUUAGUAUCAGAGUUUGCUGUGCGUCUGCUGCAGUGUCUUCGUGUAUCAGAUGCCCCGCGUUUUUACGGCCUUCCCUCUCUGGAGCGAUGUCUACACAGCAUGACACACGCUAGCGCUCUGCCCGGCUGGAGCACUCACACAAGCAGCAUGGAGCCACACACACUCUGCCAGAAAUACCUUAGCGGCCUGCUUGAGGUAAUCUCCUCUUUCUAUGUGGAGUGGGGAGGGAAUGCGAUGUCCUUCAUGGGAAAAGGUGUGACCAAGAAUGCAGUGAUCUCCCUGCUUCAUCUGUCCCAUGAGAUGAUAUCUGAGAGCAAGGAGAAGGACUGGAUGUCUCUCUGGUCUCUCGGGCCUGAACAGAGUGCUGAUGAUCCGUGUUCAGCUCAGUUCGGCCUCACUUGGUUAAUCCCACUGUGGGUGGAUCGUGACCCAGAGGUGCGCUGCGCCAGCCUGGCGCUGGGCGCGGCUCUCUCUUCGUUAGAAAGCGGCUGUGUGAUCUUGUCGAAUAGCUGCCAGAACAUCUCAGGAGGUUUGUGGGCGACGCUGCUCAACAUCCUGCUGGAGAGACAGGAGUGCAGCAUGGUGCGCCGAGAGGCAGCGUUUCUUCUGCAAAACCUGCUUGUGAUGCCGAUGCCUGCAAACACCGAGGAGGCCAAAGACUGCUUCUGGCAGAGCCCAUGUGUUCAUGAUGAAGGCUCGGGCGUGUCGUUGGUAGGUCUGCCGGCCCUGCAGGCUCUUCUCUAUCACUGCCAUUUUUUUGCUCAUGUGGCUCAGAUGGUGAGGAGUUGCUACACGGGUCGUUACACUCCGACACACCCUCGGCUCAGCAGCGCCUCUGCUGAUGACUCUGUGAAGCAGUGGAGAGGGAGUACAGCUGCACUGAAUCCCACCCAGGGUUCCGGAUCAAUUUCCACCUCCAGCACUUUGCUCCUGAGUGACACUCGUUCUCCCGUCCUCUCCUCCUCUGUAACAGCACAGGAGCCUCCAUUGAACAGACUCAGCAUACAAGGCCAGAGCGAGUCCGACUGCUCCGACUCACACCUGUCUGAGGAGUGUGUAGGCGGAUCAGAGAGAGUCUCUGUAGUAACCCCUCACCUACUGUCAGCUGUGUGUGGCUUAUUAACCAACCUGCUGUGUGUUCUGCCCGAGUUUACACACACCGCACUUCGAGAGAACCACAUCCUGCAGGGCUUGCUCAGUGUGUUGGAUGUAGUGGAGCUCGAGCGAUGCCUGACUGAGCUUAACACACCCGACCUCCUUCCUGCUGAUGAGACGGAUGCCAGGAGCCAGGUGCAGAGCAGUGUGUGUUACAUGCGGAGUGUGUGUAAGCUGGUUCAGGCCGUCGUUGUGCUCAGCGAGGAUUUUCUCUCCCAGUCAGAGCUCAUUGAACCUCUGCUGCAUAACCUGAUCUCCAUCCUCACACUCUCUCACACACCCCUCGACGUGCAUACCCAGAAUGCAUUGCUGAACACCUGGACAGAUGUGUUUACGCUGCUGGCGAGUCUGCUGCGCAGGAACUACGCCGCUUGCGGCCCACAUGUGCGCGGGACUCUGGGGAAACGCUGGCAGCACUUCUCAGACACCGUCCGUGCCUGUGUGGACCAGUGCGGCUCGGAUUCGUCGCUCUACACGGCGUCUGCGCAAUUCCUCUGCGUGCUGUUUUCCGAAGAGGCAAAGAAGAGAGGCACGGGCGAAGACAAGUCGGCUUCUCUAACCGUCGCUCUGAAUACUGAGUCAGGAGAGAAGCUCUGUGGAUUGCUGCUGGAGCAAUAUGAAAAAACUCCGUUCCACGACCCUCUGAAGAAGGUCACGGCAAAGGUCCUGAUGUCUCUCCUUGCCUGCAGCUCCAGCGCUCAGAGUUACGCCUGUAAAGCGGGUCUUAUCGACAGCUGUGUGGAACAGAUGAAGCAGAUUCACUCUCAGCUUCACCUGGAGUCUGUCAGGCCAGGCAAAACCACACACAGGAAAAAGGACGAAAACGGCAUGAAGGAGCUCCGGAUGGUGUUGGAGAUCCUGAGGAACUGUCUGUAUCAGCAUAAAGAAUGUAAAGAAGUAGCAACAGAUUUAAAGCUCUCUUCUGUCGUGCUGUCGCUUUGGCCGUGGCUCGUUCUGAACGACUCGGGCACGAGUGCAGCGUUAGAGCUGCUGUGUGUGUACACGGCAAACUGCACUGGAGCGUGCAGCGCCGUAUGUGGUAGUUCCACUCACUCCGCUUUACCUCGAAAUCCUGUGACGAACUCUCUGAUGCAUGCGGUGAUGAAGCUGGCGUCGCAGGUUCCUCCUGACAACAGCAGCAUCCAUGCUCUUUCUUUCUCUCUGCUCGCUAAUCUGUCCGUCUCCAGAGACUGCCGAGGCCUCCUACAGAAGAGCAACUUCCUGCAGCAUUUCCUGUCUCUCCCGGUGCCUCGGGUGAGCGUUAAAAGCAGCAAAAGCAGCACCACAGCAGUGGUUCUGUGUCAGUGGCUCCAGCUGAUGCUGAACAUCUCUUUCGAAGAAGACGGCCAGCAGAUGAUCAUGAAGAUGCGAGGAGCUCUGGAGAUGCUGACUGAUCUGGCUCAGGGCAAACACGGCGAUCAGAAACACAUGGCUCUGCUCAUCCUCCAUAACAUCUGCUUCUGCUCGGCCAACAAACCCCGAGUCCUGUCCUGCGACAAAGCCGUAGAGCUGCUCGUGUCGUGUUUGGACAGCGGCUCAUUAAACGUCCGUGCUCUCGGAGCUUCAGCACUGUGGGCUUUACUGCACAACUAUCAGAAGGCAAAGGUGACCCUGAAGUGUCCCUCCAUCAGACUGAAAGUGGACACAGCAUACACACUCGCUCAAAAAGGUGCGGAAUCAAAAACCGAAGAGAACACGAACACAUAUUUAUUGAAAUGCCUCGAACAUCUCAAUCGCCUUUUAAACACAUGAGCCGCUCAGGUGUAACAGACGACACGGACAAUGUGAAUUUAUAUUUUAUAUAUAUAUAUAUAUAUAUAUAUAUAUAUAUAUAUAUAUAUAUAUAUAUAUAUAUAUAUAUAUAUUUCGCAUUUUUUGUUGUUCCUUAUUUCAAAAUAUUUGAAGAUGCCUGACAUGAAUGUUAUUUAAAUCAUGGCUUCUCUAGUCUGCAAUAAAUGUUUUAAUGGUU
Molecule: messenger RNA, 7059 nt
Organism: Silurus meridionalis
Lineage: Eukaryota; Metazoa; Chordata; Actinopteri; Siluriformes; Siluridae
Gene: rttn
Product: rotatin
Exons: 49
Coding region: 240-6842 (2200 amino acids)
Biological process (GO): ciliary basal body organization; centriole replication; centriole-centriole cohesion
Cellular component (GO): centriole; ciliary basal body; centrosome
Molecular function (GO): protein binding
Source: RefSeq, a predicted model, not a curated record